This is a messenger RNA of Sorex fumeus (smoky shrew), 1945 nucleotides long. It is a transcript of the gene DRD2, whose product is annotated as dopamine receptor D2. Gene Ontology annotation, molecular function: G protein-coupled receptor activity; dopamine neurotransmitter receptor activity, coupled via Gi/Go. Gene Ontology annotation, cellular component: glutamatergic synapse; presynaptic membrane. Gene Ontology annotation, biological process: adenylate cyclase-activating adrenergic receptor signaling pathway; adenylate cyclase-inhibiting dopamine receptor signaling pathway. NCBI's taxonomy places the organism in Eukaryota, Metazoa, Chordata, Mammalia, Eulipotyphla, Soricidae. The record is from RefSeq and is a predicted model, not a curated record. The coding region runs from base 215 to 1546 and encodes 443 amino acids. The transcript has 8 exons.
CCGCCGCGGCCGGUCCACUGCUCCCCGCGAGCCACACUGCCCGCCGGGGCUCUGAGCGGCGCGCGGCGGGGCCGGGAGCCAGGGAGCCGCCGAGGACAGCGGCGGCCCCGGGACGGCGGCCGUGCGUGGAUGCGGCGGGAGGCGGGAGCCGCGAGCAGCCCCGGGGCGCCCUAUGGCUUGAAGAGCCUGGUCACCCAGUGGCCCCGCUGCCCCAAUGGAUCCACUGAACCUGACCUGGUACGAGGAUGACCUGGAGAGCCAGAACUGGAGCCGGCCCUUCAAUGGGUCCGAAGGCAGGGGCGACCGGCUUCACUACAACUAUUAUGCCAUGCUACUCACCCUCCUCAUCUUUAUCAUCGUCUUCGGCAAUGUGCUGGUGUGCAUGGCUGUGUCCCGUGAGAAGGCGCUGCAGACCACCACCAACUACCUGAUCGUCAGCCUCGCUGUGGCUGACCUCCUUGUUGCCACACUUGUCAUGCCCUGGGUUGUCUACAUGGAGGUGGUAGGUGAGUGGAAAUUUAGCAAGAUUCACUGUGACAUCUUCAUCACCCUGGAUGUCAUGAUGUGCACAGCGAGCAUCCUGAACCUGUGUGCCAUCAGCAUAGACAGGUACACAGCUGUGGCCAUGCCCAUGCUCUACAACACACGCUAUAGCUCCAAGCGCAGAGUCACUGUCAUGAUCGCCAUCGUCUGGGUCCUGUCUUUCACCAUCUCCUGCCCACUGCUCUUCGGGCUCAACAACACAGACCAGAAUGAGUGCAUCAUCGCCAACCCCGCCUUCGUGGUCUACUCCUCCAUCGUCUCCUUCUACGUGCCCUUCAUCGUCACGCUACUUGUCUACAUCAAGAUCUACAUGGUCCUCCGGAAGCGCCGCAAGCGGGUCAACACCAAGCGCAGCAGCCGCGCUUUCAGGGCCAACCUGAAGGCUCCGCUCAAGGGCAACUGCACUCACCCCGAGGACAUGAAACUCUGCACCGUUAUCAUGAAGUCUAAUGGGAGUUUCCCAGUGAACAGGAGGAGAAUGGACGCUGCCCGUCGAGCCCAGGAGCUGGAGAUGGAGAUGCUGUCCAGCACUAGCCCUCCAGAGAGGACCCGGUACAGUCCCAUUCCACCCAGCCACCACCAGCUGACCCUCCCCGACCCAUCGCACCACGGCCUCCACAGCACUCCUGACAGCCCUGCCAAACCAGAGAAGAACGGGCAUGCCAAAAACCACCCCAGGUUUGCCAGGUUCUUCGAGAUCCAGACGAUGCCCAAUGGCAAGACCCGGACCUCACUCAAGAGCCUGAGCCGCAGGAAGCUGUCCCAGCAGAAGGAGAAGAAAGCCACUCAGAUGCUUGCCAUCGUGCUAGGCGUCUUCAUCAUCUGCUGGCUGCCCUUCUUCAUCACCCACAUCCUGAACAUACACUGUGACUGCAACAUCCCGCCCGUCCUGUACAGCGCCUUCACGUGGCUGGGCUAUGUCAACAGCGCCGUCAACCCCAUCAUCUACACCACCUUUAAUAUUGAGUUCCGCAAGGCCUUCAUGAAGAUCCUUCACUGCUGACCAUGCUGCCCGCCUGCCCAGCAGCCUGCUUCUCAUGUCCCUGCCUGGGCCGGCCGGGCCUCGGGCCCUGGGAUCCAGGGGCAGGAGGGCACUGGGUGUUAGGCCCAUUCUAUGCCCUCGCAGGCCCUGCAGUGUUAGCUUGGCACCAUGCCCCUCACUGCGCACUACGCCGUCUCUCUGCCAGGGGAGUGCUAGACAGCUGGGGCCCCCGACUUGGGUGCAGAUCGUGGAGACCCCCCACCCCCACCCCCUGCCACACACACACACACACACACACACACACACACACUCAUCUCGGCUCCCUCUCCUUGGCACCAAAGAUGCAGCCGCCUUCCUUGAUCUUUCUCUGGGGCCCUGGAGUCACAGGACCUGAGUGAGACCUUAGAGGCUAUUCUCUGU